This is a messenger RNA of Sphenostylis stenocarpa, 723 nucleotides long. Lineage: Eukaryota; Viridiplantae; Streptophyta; Magnoliopsida; Fabales; Fabaceae. The record is from the annotation of a GenBank genome assembly.
AUGACACUCUCUUGCCUUAUUAUUCUUCUUGGUUUAUUUAUCCCCUUCCAUCCCAUCCAUGCCCAAUUUUCCUCCUGCAACGAACUGUCACACGUUAAAAAAAUAAUUUUCUUUGAAUUUGACACCAAAAUCAAUGAAAACUACAAAGACGAAGGUCAUAUUCUCACUCGGGAAUCUCAGCGCCACUUCCAAAAUGUUUACGGGAUUCUAAUCCUCAUAGGAUGGGGCACUUUGCUACCCAUUGGGGUAAUGACUGCAAGAUACAUGAGACACUUUCCUCCAUUUGUUGAUGUAUGGUUCAAGUGUCACAUAGUUUGCCAGACUCUGGGCUAUAUUCUGGGCACAGUAGGGUGGUCCAUAUGGCUAUAUCUUGGAAUGUCAUCAAAACUUUUGGUAUCUAAGACACAAAGUAUUCUCAGCAUCAUUGCUUUCACAUUCAUAAACCUACAAAUGCUUGGCACCGUCGUGAGACUGCAGAAAGAAGUAUGGUAUUGCAAGUGCUGGAACAUUUGUCACCAUCUUCUUGGGUAUGCCAUAAUUGGAAUAGUUAUAGUAAACAUAUUCGCUGUGUUGCAAGCUGAAACGUUGAAACGGGUUUACGUGGGAAUACUUGUAGUUUUCAGUGUGGUAGUUGUCCCGUUGGAAAUAUACAGAUGCAAGUUUAAGAUUCUGCUUCAUGUUGCCAUGAUUAACCAUGAAUUGUGGAACAGAGAAGGAAGUUGA